Molecule: messenger RNA, 2269 nt
Organism: Phycodurus eques (leafy seadragon)
Lineage: Eukaryota; Metazoa; Chordata; Actinopteri; Syngnathiformes; Syngnathidae
Gene: slc24a5
Product: solute carrier family 24 member 5
Exons: 9
Coding region: 427-1977 (516 amino acids)
Biological process (GO): calcium ion transmembrane transport; melanocyte differentiation; intracellular calcium ion homeostasis
Cellular component (GO): membrane
Molecular function (GO): calcium channel activity; calcium, potassium:sodium antiporter activity
Source: RefSeq, a predicted model, not a curated record
CGCUAUAUCAAUAAAUUUGCUUUGCUUUGCUUAAAUAAGUCAGUCAGUUUGAUUAAACUCAAGUCUAUCAAAGCAGACAAUUGUUGAUCGGCGCAUUACCGCAUAGUUGUGUUUUGAAUUGUUGUUUUACUUACUAGAAAAUGUGAUUCACUUGUGAAAUUGUUUUGGUUGUAAUUAUAUUUUGUAUACUUGACUCUGAUUCUCCCUCACCCCCCCUGGCUGGAAUCCGCUCAACUGGAAUGACUCACAACUCGUGAUCCCCCCAUUCUUUGUAACACACCAGACCUUAAAAGAUGCUUUCCCCCCUCCAAUACUCUCUUUCCUAAUUCUCACUCCCUUCACAGUUUUCACAGUAUUGUAGUGCUUAUGCAGCACACUUCAUAUGCCUGUAUGACUUCUUGGAAUUAUCUUCUUUUUUAAACUCAAAUGGCCACGAAUAAAGUUGCAGCUCUUCAGAGCAAGAAGAGAAAAUAUUUUAUACCUUACUUUUUGGGGUUUGUCCUGUUCCUGUAUUGCACCAUUCAUCUUGUAUCAUUCACAGCAAAUACAGCUGACUGGAGCCACACGAUCAGGGUGCGCCGUACACUUGAGAACGAGACCGAAUGCAUCGUACCUCAAUCGUCUGAAUUUCCUGAUGGCUUCUUCACCGUGCAGGAGAGGAAGGACGGAGGCCUCGUCCUCUACUUCAUGCUCAUUUUCUAUAUGCUGUUGGCCGUUGCUAUAGUCUGUGAUGACUACUUCCUCCCAUCCUUAGAAGUCAUCAGUGAGCGUUUGGGAUUGUCUCAAGAUGUCGCUGGUGCUACAUUUAUGGCCGCUGGGAGUUCUGCACCUGAGCUGGUGACAGCAUUCCUGGGUGUUUUUGUGACAAAGGGGGACAUUGGGGUCAGCACAAUAGUGGGCUCAGCUGUCUACAACCUCUUGGGCAUCUGUGCUGCAUGUGGACUCUUGGCCUCUAUGGCAGGACGUCUCACCUGCUGGCCAUUGUUCAGGGACUGCUUGGCAUACGGCAUCAGUGUUGCCGCUGUUAUUGCUAUCAUUUCUGAUAACACGGUGUACUGGUACGACGCCGCCUGUCUUCUGCUGGUCUACGGCGUCUACAUCGUAGUCCUGUGCUUUGACCUUCGCAUCAGUGAGUUUGUCCUGAGUAAGAUCAGCCCUUGCUGCACCUGUCUGGGAAGAGGCUCAGAUGAGAAGAGCGAGACACGACCUCUGAUGGGCCUCUGGCACGACGACACGAGCCUGCGAGUCCACAGCCGCUCCUGGGCGGACAGCGGAAUCUUCCAGGAUGAUUCGGGAUACUCCCAUCUUUCUCUCAGCUUGCAUGGCCUCAAUGAAAUUGCCGAUGAGCAUGAAGGUGUAUUUGCUGUGCCGGAGAGCGACUUCAAAAGGAUCCUGUGGGUUUUGUCUCUACCGAUCAUCGUCCUGCUCUUCCUGACCGUACCUGAUUGCCGAAGGCGGUUCUGGAAGCAGUGGUUCGUCAUCACCUUCAUCAUGUCUGCAGUCUGGAUCUCAGCUUUCACAUACAUCCUGGUGUGGAUGGUCACUGUUGUCGGUGAGACACUUGCCGUUCCUGAUACAGUGAUGGGACUCACUCUGCUUGCAGCUGGAACAAGUAUACCUGACACUGUAGCCAGUGUUAUGGUGGCCAGAGAAGGGAAAGCUGACAUGGCCAUGUCCAACAUUGUGGGUUCAAACGUAUUCGACAUGCUUUGUCUGGGUUUGCCGUGGUUCAUCCAGACUGCAUUUGUGGACACCAACAACCCCGUGGAGGUCAACAGCAAGGGCCUUGUGUUCAUUUCCGCAACACUCUUGCUUUCCAUCAUUUUCCUCUUCGUGGCCGUCCAUGUGAAUGGUUGGAAACUGGACUGGAAGUUGGGCGUUGCUUCCCUCAUUUGCUACAUCAUCUUUGCUACUCUGUCUAUCCUAUAUGAGAUGGGGAUUAUUGGAGAUAAUCCUUUAAGACUGUGUAGCGACUGAGAUACGACCGUACGCUGGAUCAAAGCUAUUUUACCAAGACUGUUGAGAAAACGUUCCAACUUGUGCGUCCUUGCCGUUAAACCUGCUGUGCCGUGGAUGGUCCACAUCACUUCAUCUCAGGAAGAGUACCAAAGAUCAUGUUUGUUGGUGUAAAUGUGCUAGGUUACCACAAUGUGAAACCUUCUCCAGUGCAGUCUGCUUUGAGACUGAACUGACUUGAAAUUCUCUGAUCUGUGAUGCAAUGUGGCUCAUUAACAAACAACCAAAUACUGAUCUGGGAAUAAAAAAAAUA